GUUCAUGGCCAAGGAGGAGUCAAGUUCCAGAACUGGGCCAAGACCUAUGGCUCUUCUCCAGAGCUGUACUUCCAACCCACCUCAGUGGAGGAGAUCCGGGAGAUCCUGGAUAUGGCCAGACAGCGGGACAAGAGGGUGAAGGUGGUGGGGGGUGGCCACUCUCCUUCAGAUAUUGCCUGCACUGAUGACUUCAUGAUCCAGAUGGGGAAGAUGAACAGGGUCCUCAAGGUGGACAAGGAGAAGCAGCAAGUGACGGUGGAAGGUGGGAUUUUCCUCUCAGACCUGAACGUCGAGCUGAGCAAGCAUGGGUUGGCCUUGGCCAACUUAGGAGCUGUUUCUGAGGUGGCAGCAGCCGGUGUGAUUGGGACAGGGACACACAACACGGGCAUCAAGCAUGGCAUCCUCUCCACCCAGGUUGUAGCUCUCACACUGCUGACGGCCUCGGGGGAGAUCCUGGAGUGCUCUGAGUCCAUCAACGUGGACAUCUUCCAAGCUGCCCGCCUGCACCUUGGCUGCCUGGGUGUUGUGCUCACGGUCACCUUCCAGUGCGUGCCCCAGUUCUACCUGCAUGAGGUGGCCUUCCCCUCCACCCUCACUGAGGUAUGA
Molecule: messenger RNA, 606 nt
Organism: Antrostomus carolinensis (chuck-will's-widow)
Lineage: Eukaryota; Metazoa; Chordata; Aves; Caprimulgiformes; Caprimulgidae
Product: L-gulonolactone oxidase-like
Exons: 5
Molecular function (GO): oxidoreductase activity, acting on the CH-OH group of donors, oxygen as acceptor; FAD binding
Source: RefSeq, a predicted model, not a curated record